Anopheles cruzii is the source of this 1633-nucleotide messenger RNA. RefSeq names its product protein abrupt-like. The record is from RefSeq and is a predicted model, not a curated record. The transcript has a single exon. Gene Ontology annotation, biological process: regulation of transcription by RNA polymerase II. The coding region runs from base 134 to 1633 and encodes 499 amino acids. Gene Ontology annotation, molecular function: DNA binding; protein binding. Lineage: Eukaryota; Metazoa; Arthropoda; Insecta; Diptera; Culicidae. Gene Ontology annotation, cellular component: nucleus.
CUGAGUCGCACUCCCAUCGUUUGCAAGCUACACCACUUUUGCCGCGAUUGGCGAGCGCUCCUGGCUGGACGCUUGUGUUACGCGCAACUUCCCUCCGCGGGUGGUGGGCCUAGAAGCUAAACACCGUAACACAAUGACAGGCCAGCAGCAGUAUUCCCUAAGAUGGAACGAUUACACCAGCUACAUUACGGGUGCGUUCGAUGCACUGCGCUACGAGGAGGAUCUGGUGGACGUGACGCUGUUUUGCGAAGGCCGCAAGAUUCGUGCCCACAAGGUGUUGCUGUCGGCGUGCAGCACCUACUUCAAGGAGAUUUUCAAAGAGAACCCAUCACAGCAUCCUGUGAUCAUAUUUAAGAACGUCAAGUUCACCGAUCUGAUGUCGCUGGUGGAAUUUAUGUACCAGGGUGAGGUCAGCGUUUUGCAGGAGUCGCUUCCCUCGUUUCUCCACACGGCGGAGAUGCUAUCGAUUCGGGGACUGGCCGAUACCAACAAUGAGCAGCAACAGCAGCAACAACACCAUCAUCUACCGGAUCAGCCGACCUCGACCCUGGCGCAGCAGAUAUUGCAGACCCAGUCACAAAAUAUGGCCACCAGCGCUACCAUCACGACCACGGAACCCGUCUACUUUACGCUCCCGUCGAGCUCCACUAUCGUACCGCAGACGAAACUCGAGACCCAGCCAUCCACAGCGGCAGCUCUUCAGACCUCUCAGCAGUUUGUUAAUAAAAUCACACUCAAAUCCAGCGAUAUUGCGACCGCCGUGGCCGUUCCGAUUGGUCAACCACAAACUCAGCAACAACAACUGGCAAAGCUACAAGUAAAGCCUGAUCCUCCCGUAGUAACGGCCGUCCCGCAGCGCACCGUCGGUGCAGGACCAACGACGCAAGGCCAGGUCCAAACCAACCAAACUAAUCAAGCGGCCACACUGCAGGAGUUGGUGGAUAGCGUCGUUACGUCGGCGCGACCAAAAAAACCGAGGCGCAUCGUGAAGGCGAAGGCGCAAACGGUCAAGCAACCGGUCGCGGGAACCUCGAGAGGCAACGUCUCCGGUAACACCCGGACCAAUUACAGCGAAACCGGAAACCAAUCGGACAACGGAAUGGAACUUUACAGCGACGGACAAAGCGGGCAGGAGCAUGAUCAGGUAACGACGUACACGGACUCGGUGCACUCCACUAACAAUGAUGUGAAAAUUCAAAUAUCGGAGUACAUCAACGUGGGAGAAGGCCUAAAUGCGGCUAGUGGCGACAGUGGGUCCUACACGCAGCAGGAAGGUUACGAGUUGGUUGGGGAUCCCAUCGCCGACCGACCGGAAGGAGACGAGCACAUGGGACAGAGCUGCUUCGAAAUGGAAAUUGUUGAUAUGGACGGUAUGAACGGCAUGUUUCCGGACGAUGGAGCGACGGAGGAACCAAAAGUGAAACGAGAAAUGGCGGAUGAGAGUGCUGGAAGUUCCAAGGACGAAGCAAAGAAAUUCAAGUGCAAGGAGUGUGAGAAAUCGUUCGCCACCUGGAAAUCGCUGGCGAUGCAUCGCCAUAUUCACAGUGGUAAUACGAAGUGCAAAAUUUGCGGCGCGGUACUCUCACGUACCGCCAAUCUCAAACGGCACAUGAAGUUGAAGCACGAACCCUAA